Molecule: messenger RNA, 2679 nt
Organism: Didymodactylos carnosus
Lineage: Eukaryota; Metazoa; Rotifera; Eurotatoria; Philodinida; Philodinidae
Source: the annotation of a GenBank genome assembly
AUGACAAAAGGUGGUAGCAGACAAAAAAAACUAGGGCGUUUAAUUUUUGGUGGAAAUCGAAAACAUUCUCCAGCAAAGCGUUCUCAAACACGUGCUGGCGAUGUAGUAAAUAGUGGUAGUACGAAUAAUCAGCUUAAUAUUCAUGACUGGGCCAUAUGGCGUAUGCAAUUGAAUGAACAUAUGAUAUCGGGACUAUCCGAGGGAAAGCCGGAUUUGAAAUAUAUGCGUCAUUUUCUACAAACAAAUCCAUUUUAUCAAAAACAUUCGCGUGAUCCAUCGAGUGGUCGUGUUCGUCUCAUGUUUUCGAUACCACAUCCAAAACUGAGACCAGAGUUGGUGGAAAUAUCCAACAAAUCGGCUUCAAUAGACAAUGGUGAUGCAAUUAAGCCAGAUACAAAAAAAAUGAAUGAAAAUAAUGAUUUUACAGAAAGUCUUAAUUCGAUAGCUGUGAGCCAUCGAUCAUUAAAACAGCCAAAUUCAAAUGGAUUUAAUGGAAACGAUGAUAUUCGAACACAUAGCUCGGAUGCGGGAACGAUAGAGACAAAGCUCAGAAAAACCGUACGUACAUCAUAUACAGGAGCUGAUCGAGUACAUUCCACAUUACAAAAAGCCGUUAAAGGUGGCCAUGUACUCGAAAAAAUCAAAGCAUUUGAACAGGCAGCAGCUGCUGCGGCUGAAGCAAGUCAUCAUUCAAGAAUUUUGUCUGUAUCAUCCACAAUAAAUCGUGCACCAAGUCCCAAAAGAGGCGAACGAUGGAAAUCAACACCUGCAACGUUGGAUCAGUAUACAUCAUCUCCUAUCAAUGAACAAUCGCAUCAAAUUCGAACAGGUUUAAGUGGUAAAGGACGAUAUAUUGCGAGUAGAACAGGUGGUCAUAAAGGCAGAAAAGGAUUUAGCGAGCAUCAACACUAUCACGACGAUCGACGACACAUAGUAGCAACGCCAAAUGGAAAGAUGAAAGCAUCUGUUUUACAACCUGCUGAUGGAGAUAUUAUUUUAAAACGUCGAACACCAUCACAAAAGACCAUUCAGGAUGAAGAUUGUUCCAUGACCGCAAUCAGUUCGUUAGCAACAGGUAUGCCAGUUUCGCCAUCACGAACGUUAAGUCCAACUAGAGUUGUUUCUCCGACUCAUCGUUAUAACGAGAAGCAUUGGUUCAAAAAUGGAGGCCAUCAUACACAACAACGUCGUGAUGCAGGAUCAAGAUCACGACAUAUUCAACCAGAAAUGGGAAAAAAAUCAUUGAGAGCUAUCUCAAAUACCGAUUUAUCAAAACAACAGAACGGUGGAAAAUCGACCUCACGUCGCCGAUGGUUACGACGAAAGGAGAACGUUAGUGAAACGGUUCAUGAUAGCAGUGGUGCAAGACAAAUGAAAACACCUGAUGCUGAAAUAUCACAGAAACAAAUCGAUUUAAAGAAAAAACAAGAUAUAAUGUCAACAAAAAAGAAAAUAUUGAAUGGUAAGAAAGAUACUACGAAUGAUGCCAACAGCAGCGUUGUUGUUCGAAAAGAAUCAACGACACAAAAAAAGUCGGCGUUAGAUAAUAAUCGUGUUUAUGGUGUUCCAUCUACGAAUAUCAAUACUACCCUCAAUGAAGAUGAAAAACAGAAAGAAAUUCUGCCUGUUGAUGAAUUAGCUAUCGAAGACAUCGAUCAAGAAUUAACAAAAAAUUCUGAUGGUGAACAACAACAAAUAGCAGUGGUGAAUAAAAAAUUAAAACGUCGAACAAUAACAAAAUCACCGGUAGACAUUAAUGGAAAUGACGAUGAACAUCAUAAACAGAUGACUGCUGAACGUGUUCAUAAACGACUUGAUAAACCUUCUCAAAAAUUGUCAAGUACAGAUGGUGGCAUACUAAGUCAAACAUCAGGAAUGAUUGAAAAACGAAAUUCUCAGCAAGCUGACAAAUUAACAUUUGAUUUAAAUGAAGAACAAUCUCAGGAUGAACGAAGUAUAUCUAUUAUCGAUGAUGUAUUUAUUGAGGAUUCAGCAGUAACAACAGCGAAACAAAAUGAAGAUAGAAAUCUUGUUUGUUCACGUCGAAAUUCUCAAUCAAUAACCUCUACAAAAAUUACUCGACAUCAAUCAUCAAUAGAAGAACAAAAACAUUAUCCUGUUCGUCGUAAUAUUAGUGAACGUUCAAUGAAAGACCAUGAAAAUGUCUUGAAUAACGAAAACAAUCAGCCACGCCGGAGUUCGAUUGUUGCUAACGAAACAAACAUCAUUUCUCCGAAUAAUGAUGACUCAAAUAUAAAUGAAACAAAAAAUAAUCGCCGUUGGUAUUGGAGUAAAGAAACAGGUGGUUUAAAAAAAGCCAAAACCAAAAAUGUGUCAUCAUCGUCUAAACAUCAACAUCAGCAAACCAUAACAAUUAUCACGAAAAAAAAUGACGCUGGUAAAAUGAUAAAUAAUACCACGAAUGAUGAAAUAUAUGAGCCACCAAACUCUGAACAAACAAUUGACAAUACUGAUCACAAUCAAAAAUUACGUCAAUAUCAUACAGUUGGUUCAUCAACAAAACCAAAAACGAGUAAACAAAUUUUACAUGCCAUUGUUACAAUGAAUUCAAAUGAAACAAAUACGAAUGAAACAACAACUGAUAAAAAACCACAACAACAACAAAUGAAUAAUGAAACAGAGUUUUUCGAAAACGGUCCACUUUUGAGUCCUAAUUAA